Messenger RNA from Letharia columbiana, 414 nucleotides. RefSeq lists its product as uncharacterized. The record is from RefSeq and is a predicted model, not a curated record. NCBI's taxonomy places the organism in Eukaryota, Fungi, Ascomycota, Lecanoromycetes, Lecanorales, Parmeliaceae. The transcript has a single exon. The coding region runs from base 1 to 414 and encodes 137 amino acids.
AUGGUUACCGACUGCAAAAAGAAAGUCCGACCUGUUGCACUAUCCACGGUCCAAACCCCCACACGACUCAAGCCGGCUCCCAAAACAUCCGCAUCGCCCUGCAAGCUCCACGCCUCCAAAGACCCCAAUGCCAGCAUCAAUAUCGACCCUUUCAACAGCGAUAUAUAUCCAAAAAGCCCCCCCUCCCCAGGCAAUAUCUUCCUCCCCACCCCUCGAUUCGCCGCCGAGAUACUAUCCGCUUGCACAACAACACCUCACACCCCAAAGAUCUCGAGACCAACAAUCUCCCCAGGUCAUCCAUCUCCACCCCAUCCCUCCCACCGUCCCAGCCAACGAUCCAACUCCCACAAUCCGUACCAUCGCGCUCAAAACACUCAAACCCAGCCGCCCGGACGCAGCGGGACGAACAAGUGA